Molecule: messenger RNA, 833 nt
Organism: Coffea eugenioides
Lineage: Eukaryota; Viridiplantae; Streptophyta; Magnoliopsida; Gentianales; Rubiaceae
Product: ras-related protein RABA3-like
Exons: 2
Cellular component (GO): endosome
Molecular function (GO): GTP binding; GTPase activity
Source: RefSeq, a predicted model, not a curated record
GCGGAAGGUAGCAGGGGUGGCCAUGAUCAUGUGAAGAAGGACGACAAUGUUGGAGAUCAGAUCAAUGAAAAGGUAGACUAUGUGUUCAAGGUGGUGGUGAUCGGAGACUCUGCGGUGGGCAAGUCUCAGAUACUGUCCAGGUUUACCAAGAAUGAGUUCUGCUUCGAUUCCAAAUCCACCAUUGGAGUCGAGUUCCAGACCAGGACUGUCAACAUCAACUCCAAAGUCGUCAAGGCCCAGAUCUGGGAUACUGCUGGCCAAGAAAGGUACCGAGCUGUGACGAGUGCAUACUACAGAGGUGCGCUGGGGGCCAUGUUGGUGUACGACAUUACCAAAAGGCAGUCAUUUGAUCAUGUAGCCAGAUGGGUGGAGGAACUGAGGGCUCAUGCAGAUAACUCCAUCGUCAUCGUGCUGGUCGGAAACAAAGCUGAUCUCGUGGACUUGAGGACCGUGCCGGCGGAGGACGCCGUGGAGUUCGCAGAAAACCAGGGCCUGUUAUUCUUUGAGACAUCAGCACUCAACGGUGACAAUGUGGACGCUGCAUUCUUUAAGCUCCUCGAGGAGAUACACAACGCGGUGUCCAAGAAGUGUUUGGAUAGCCGCGGCGCCGGCGGAAUCAGAGCCAAUGCCACCGACCAAGGUUCCUUCAAGGGUUUGAAAAUUGAUGUCAUUUCUAGUGCAGAAUUUGAAGUCAGUGAGAUGAAGAAAUCGUCCUCUUGCUCUUGCUAAAUAAUUUCAUGUUGCUGUACUUAACUGUCUGUGUAUAUUGAUUCUACUACUGCUACUACUUCACAAGGGAAUAUUGGAGGGAAAAGGAGAGAUCAUUUGAUGCA